UUUACACAUUAGUACUCACUUCCUCACUUGUUGUUUGUUGUAUAGUACUAGUUAAUUUUGUAUUCUCCCACAAGAGACAUGUUAAUUACUCACUCCAAAGAGGCAAUUAGUGUAUAAGCAUGACUCAUCUCUCACUCCCACUUCUACUCUUCCAUUCAAAUGUAGAAUUGAUUCCAAUCCAUCACAACUAAAUCUUGUUUUCGCACCCCCACCACCAAAAUUCAACACCACCCACAUCAUAUUACCAUCAUCAUCCGUAGCUAAUUCUAAGAAAUGGAAGAACAUGGUUUCAUUCUUCCAAGGUUUUUCCACUGGUGGUGGCAAAGGAAGGGAUAUCCAGAGCCUCAAAGUUGAGCUCUAUGAAACAAUUUCACCACUUGACCGUGGCGCAGAGGCUACUCUUGAAGAUCAACAACGUGUGGACAAGAUUGCUUGUAAACUUGAGGCUAUGAAUUGUGUUAAGGAGCCUCUUAACUCUGAUUUGCUCAAUGGAAAAUGGGAGCUUUUAUAUACAACUUCUCAAUCAAUUUUGCAAACACAGAGACCGAAAUUCCUGCGACCAAAUGGAAAGAUCUACCAGGCAAUUAAUGCAGAUACAUUGAGAGCUCAGAAUAUAGAAACUUGGCCCUUCUACAACCAGGCCACUGCCAAUUUACUGCCACUUAACUCAAGAAAGGUGGCUGUCAAGUUUGACUUCUUCAAGAUUGGUAGUCUGAUACCUAUAAAAUCACCCGGGUCUGGUCACGGUCAAUUGGAAAUUACUUAUUUGGAUGAAGAUUUGAGAAUAUCAAGAGGUAAUAGGGGCAACUUGUUUAUCUUGAAAAUGGUAGAUCCAUCCUAUAGAGUCCCUCUUUGAAGUGUGUUCUCCAAGAAUUGCUGCUGAUAGUGGAUGUCUUCGACUUACGCUUUUCCGCAUGAACUUAUAUGCUACCAACAUUCAAGUCAAGAAAUAAAGGUUCACUUUGUGUGUCUAGAAUUUCUGUCCUUUUAUGCUUCCUCUCUAUUAUAUUUAUUUAAACCAAGAUUUUAAAACUUUGGCAUAAGAUGAUAUACUUAUCAUUCAAAAUAAAUGAUAUAUAUCAUUCUCUUCUUAUCCGAAAUUUGAGAGAUGCAAUUAAGAUGCCACAAUCACACAUCAUCAUUUCACACAAAUGACUCAACAAUUAGGCCAUUAGAUACAUUUUUGUAAAUUUCACAGUUGAAGUUACCUCUAAAAUCUUUAGCUUAUAAAUUUCAAUUUCGCAUACACAUUGUCAGCCCAUUGAAUUGUUGUGUAUAGCAAACGCUAUGUUGAUUUUGGUAACUCUGCUUGGCUACAAUGAGCUCUAGUUGGUACUUGUUCCGCUCAACUGGUUUGAACUAAAGGUUAAAAGAUUCAAAUCCUAACGAAAUUAUUGAGCAUAAAUAAAAUAGUAAAAUACUGUAAAUUGAGCAUAAAUACUUAGAAAGUCAAUUAAGUAAAAUCAUGAAACAAAUUAUA
Molecule: messenger RNA, 1480 nt
Organism: Trifolium pratense (red clover)
Lineage: Eukaryota; Viridiplantae; Streptophyta; Magnoliopsida; Fabales; Fabaceae
Product: probable plastid-lipid-associated protein 4, chloroplastic
Exons: 6
Coding region: 284-856 (190 amino acids)
Source: RefSeq, a predicted model, not a curated record